Molecule: messenger RNA, 983 nt
Organism: Microcebus murinus (gray mouse lemur)
Lineage: Eukaryota; Metazoa; Chordata; Mammalia; Primates; Cheirogaleidae
Source: RefSeq, a predicted model, not a curated record
UAACAAUAUGUACCGAGUAGACUUUGAUGGACUCAAAAAGAUACCACGAGAGGUGGGGAAAAAAGUGUCCUCUCUCUCCCCAGUUACAGCUUUCCUCUCUUCUCUCGCCGCACAUUUCAGUUCUCAGCCCAGCUGGGACAAGAGUGAGGGGGUCUGGCUCUCAUCCUGGGGCGGGGGGUGUUGGGAAAGAGGCUCCUGGGGGCGUGCUCCCGCCUGGAGGAGUCAGACGUCUCCUGUCCUUCAUCCGUUCCACCCUUCCCUGGAAACUCCUCCACUCACUGGUGUUCCCGCCAUCAGCUCCUCCUCCCCGGCCCUCAGUUGCGCCCCCACUCUUCUCCUUUUCGGGACAAUGAAGAGAUGCCCUGUGGUAGAAUCUGCGCCCGAGUCCCCGUUCCAGGAGGAAGAGAGAAUGUCCUCCAGAAAGACGCAGCGGACUCCCUGUGCCGUUGCAAGGGACCAAGGUGGGAGACCAUGGGGGGCCUGGGGUCUCUGCCCUCUCCUCCUCCAGGGAAUGAGCCCUGUCCCUCCGUGCUCGGAGCCCUGCCUCUGUGGGUGCAGCCUGAAGACGAAGGUGGUGCUGCACCCCAGGCCCCCUUCCGCGCCUCGGCCGGCCUCUGGGGCGCUGCCCAGCUUGCCAUCAGGGAGGAAGCCGCCGUCUCCGACACUGGUUGUCUUCAAGGCUCAGCUCUCCCACAGCUCCUCAAAGCCCAAGGCCAAGGCCGCGUCCCAGCUGUUGUCUCGGGGCAGGUCAAGCCCCUCCUGCAAUGCCACGUGCCUGCACAAUCUGGUGCUCAUGGGCGUGUGGCCCGAGAGAUUUAUUGACGCAUUCUCCAAGUCCUUGCCGAAGGAGUCCCUGCACAUCUCCAACCACAAUGAACGGAGCCUUAUCCCCAGCCAGGACGCCAUGUCCUCAGUGAUGUCACUUGUGGAAGGUGACAAGUCUUUUCUACCACCCUUAUUUAAAUGAAAAUGUAUUUAGUCAA